CUCGCUGGAACCAAUAUCCAAAUUAUCCAUGGCGUCUGCGACCGCAACUACUCUUCUCUUCCACAACGUCGCUUCUCGAGUCGCCGCUCGUAGACGCUGUCAAGCGACUAUAACGUGCGGACCAAAGCCCUUUCUUUCCUUCCGCGCUUUACGUGGCUCCACUGCGCCGUUCUGGCCUUCAUUGAGGGCUAAAUCCGAUGGUUUGGCUCGGGCGUACGUCACCGGACCGCCGCCAAUCGUGGGCGAACCAGACCCAAAGAUUGAUGGAUCCAAAUCUGAGUCCGAGAAUGACAGAUCGAAGGACUUAAUCAGAUGGGGGCUUCUGUGGAGCUUGAUGAACAAGCACAAGCUCAGGCUCGUUGUUUGUCUAUUGACUCUCGUUGGCUGUAGCACUUGCACUCUCUCGAUGCCUGUUUUUUCUGGUAGAUUCUUUGAAGUGCUGAUUGGUGUGAGACCGGAGCCUCUGUGGCGGCUGCUGAGCAAAAUCGCAGUUUUGUAUUCUUUGGAACCAAUCUUCACUAUUGCUUUUGUAACCAACAUGAAUGCUAUAUGGGAAAGCGUUCUGGCAACACUAAGAGCUCAGAUUUUCAAAAGGGUUUUGAUCCAGAAGGCAGAGUUUUUCGACAAAUAUAAGGUAGGAGAGCUGACGGGGCUGCUCACGUCUGAUCUCGGUGCUCUGAAUAGCAUUGUGAAUGAUAACAUCUCGCGAGAUCGUGGAUUUAGGGCAUUUUCUGAGGCAAGCCAUUUCUUUACUAUGCAAAAAAUAGUAUUCUUGUUGCAUCUCAACAAUGCCCAGUUCUUAUGGCUUCAUGUUUUUGGAACAAUAUGCAUUUUGUUCACUUUGUCUCCUCAACUUGCACCUGUGCUUGGUCUAUUGAUGCUCGCUGUGUCAGUGUUAGUUGCUGUGUACAAGAGAUCGACUGUUCCUGUAUAUAAAGCACAUGGAUUAGCCCAAGCAACCAUGUCUGAUUGUGUAUCAGAAACGUUAUCCGCAAUCAGAACCGUCAGAUCAUUCAGUGGUGAAAAACGACAGAUGUCUCUCUUUGGUAGUCAGAUUCUUGCUUACCAGCGUAGUGGCUUAAAGCUUGGUACCUUCAAAUCUAUAAAUGAAUCUAUCACAAGAGUUGCUGUUUAUAUCUCUCUGUUAGCUCUUUACGGUCUUGGGGGAAGCAAGGUGAAGACGGGUGAGCUUGCUGUUGGAACAGUCGUCUCAUUCAUUGGAUACACAUUUACUCUUACCUUUGCUGUCCAAGGGCUUGUAAACACGUUUGGAGAUCUACGUGGAACGUUUGCUGCUAUCGACAGGAUCAAUUCCAUUUUGAAUGCGGUGGACAUAGACGAGGCUCUUGCCUACGGGUUAGAAAGAGACAUACAUACGAAGAAAGUCCAAGAUGAAAACCUUAGGUUGUUCUUGUCUUCUGGUCCUGAUGUGAAUAUCCGUCACCUCGACAAAUACUACAUGUCAGGUCUAAAAUCAAGUAACAAUCUGCGUACCCUAACAUGGGCCGGAGAUGUCUGUCUUGACGAUUUGCAUUUUGCUUAUCCUCUACGACCCGACGUGAAAGUUCUUGAUGGGUUCAGUUUGACGUUGAACUCUGGUACCGUGACUGCUCUUGUUGGCUCUAGUGGUGCGGGGAAAAGUACUAUUGUACAGUUAUUGGCACGCUUCUAUGAGCCAACACAAGGACGCAUUACGGUGGCUGGAGAGGAUGUGAGGAUGUUUGACAAGAGUGAAUGGGCUAAGGUUGUUUCAAUUGUGAAUCAGGAACCCGUUCUGUUUUCUCUCACUGUGGCCGAGAAUAUUGCAUAUGGUCUCCCCAAUGAUCAUGUGUCCAAGGACGACAUCAUCAAGGCAGCCAAAGCUGCCAACGCUCAUGAGUUCAUAAUCUCACUUCCUCAGGGAUACGAUACACUGGUUGGUGAACGAGGAGGCUUGCUUAGCGGAGGACAGAGACAGAGAGUUGCCAUAGCCAGAUCUCUGCUGAAGAACGCCCCCAUCUUGAUUCUUGAUGAGGCCACGAGUGCGCUUGAUGCAGUGAGCGAGCGUUUGGUCCAGAGUGCGUUGAACCGUCUGAUGAAAGACAGGACAACAUUAGUGAUCGCUCACAGGUUGAGCACAGUCCAGAGCGCCCAUCAGAUCGCUGUGUGCUCCGAUGGGAAGAUCAUAGAGCUUGGGACCCAUUCUGAAUUGGUGGCCCAAAAGGGAUCAUAUGCUUCACUUGUUGGCACUCAGAGGCUGGCCUUUGAG
Messenger RNA from Thlaspi arvense, 2248 nucleotides. NCBI's taxonomy places the organism in Eukaryota, Viridiplantae, Streptophyta, Magnoliopsida, Brassicales, Brassicaceae. The record is from the annotation of a GenBank genome assembly.